AUGUGUGACGAGUUUGAGGUCGGGGAUUUCGAUCCCGAUGAGGUGUUGGGUAAUUGGGGCAGCCAGAAUGGGACUGUGGCGGAAAGUGAGCCGAGCAGGUCGGCCUCCUCGAUCCCUGAAGAAUCAAAACGCCGAGUUUUGUGGUUUAGGAAUCGAAAUAGGGAUGAUCUGAGAGGAAGAAUAGGAGAGAAGAAGGUUCAAAUGGCGGGAAAAUCUUCGCCAAAGAAACCAUCAUUUUUCAAGGUCCUACUUGAUGACUUCUCUCAGCAUCUGCGUAUACCACAUGCAUUUAUCGAGAACUUCAGUGGACAAUCACUUCACAAAUGUGCUCUUAGAGGCUCUAGUGGACAAUGGUGGGCUAUGAAACCGGAAGAGAGAGAGAAUGGUCUAUUCUUCCAUGGCGGUUGGCAAGGUUUUGUGAAGGAUCAUUCUUUAGAAAUCGGAAAUUUUUUGGUUUUCGAUUAUGAUGGUGACUCAAAGUUUGAAGUCACAAUCUAUGAUAGAAGCGCAAGCGAGAAAGAUGUAGAACUAGCCAGGAGGAGAAGUGGCAAUUCUGUUUCCUCAAUGAACAAAGGAAGUCGUGCCAGAGUGAAAGAUGAAAUUCUUGACCUUGAUCAAACUAAAAUCUACAACGAAGAUACAGAAAACAAAACUAACAUUGCGGACAAAAGAAGUUGUAAGUUGAACUCUUGA
Pyrus x bretschneideri (Chinese white pear) is the source of this 693-nucleotide messenger RNA. RefSeq names its product putative B3 domain-containing protein Os03g0621600. Lineage: Eukaryota; Viridiplantae; Streptophyta; Magnoliopsida; Rosales; Rosaceae. The record is from RefSeq and is a predicted model, not a curated record. The transcript is spliced from 3 exons. Gene Ontology annotation, molecular function: DNA binding. Bases 1 to 693 code for a protein of 230 amino acids.